CUUCGUGCAACAUUUUCCCCUUCUUUUAAGCUUCAGCAUACGCUUUUUUGUUUCUACCAGAAAGGGACUACGGAAACUUUCGCGCAUCUCCUGACUCGACGGACCAUUUCCUUCUAUAAGAUGUCGGGCAUACUCAGCAGCCUCACGGGCAUGUUGGGAAAUGUGGGAGGCAUGUUGAAGGGUGCGCUGGAUAGGAUCUUCCCGCCCGAGACGAGGGCAGAGGUUCUGGCCAAACUUCAACAAUUUGCUGUCAACAAUCCGAAGCUUGCCGCCUUCCUAACAACCCAAAUCGCCCUAACCGGCAUCCCCCUCCUCCUCUUCCUCACCUUCUCCUUAACCGUCUUCCUCUUCUCCCUCAUCACCGCACUCCUCAUUGGUCUAGUCGCCGCUCUGCUCUUCACCGUUUUCAUGGUCGGCGUCGCCCUUCUGGUCGUCCUGCCUACUAUCUUCAUGACGACUUUCGCGGCCUCUUUCCUCUUCCUCUGGGGCCUUGGAGGGUACUACCUCCUGAAAUGGUUCAACGAAGGCGAAGCCCCAGCCCCGGAAGGCACCGUGAUCGGCGACAAGCUCAAUAGCUGGACCGGCGGUCGUAUGAGCUGGCUCACGGACGGCGCACGCAAGAAGCAGGAUGACCGCGCGACUGGAGUAGAUCAGACGCCCAAAACUCAUGGAAGCGACAAUGAUCACGUAAACGGAAGCACGAAUGGACAUACCAGCGGAGGAGCAUCGGAUAUUGCAAAGCAUGCCGAAACGGCGAAGGAUACAGCGACGAAGCAGGCGGAUGGCGUACAGAAGAGGGCUGGCAAGGGCACAGAUACUGCCAAGACUACAGGGGGAACGGCGAAGGGUGCGGUUGGUGGUGCUACGGGGACUUGAUAGACGAGGAUGCUGGUGACGAGAGUGCAGGACAAAGAUGUCGCGAUGAUGGCUAAGACUCAUGAUUGGGUGGUACAGUGUUUCAUGGGGGUAUAAUGCAUUAUUAUGGUGUAUCGGAUUAACCCCCCACGUUCCUCAGACUGAAGAGAUCCAUAGCAU
Messenger RNA from Trematosphaeria pertusa, 1035 nucleotides. RefSeq lists its product as uncharacterized. The transcript is spliced from 3 exons. Bases 121 to 876 code for a protein of 251 amino acids. The record is from RefSeq and is a predicted model, not a curated record. Lineage: Eukaryota; Fungi; Ascomycota; Dothideomycetes; Pleosporales; Trematosphaeriaceae.